CAAGCAAAAUGGAGGAUAUAUUGUCAACGGCAUUGGCCGACUCUUUGACGUGUCCUAAGAUUUACGAUCACGCUGAUCUACAACUACCUCGGACCAUUCUCUCCUCCUUAGUAUCUCUUCUCGUCAUAUCUGGCAACUCCUUGUGUUUGGUUUGUCUCCGUAAGUCUCAAGCUUUUGGAGGCACCACAAGAGUCUUCAUGACGUCAUUGACCAUUGCCGAUCUUAUGAUGGGAGUCUUCAUCUGUGUACCUUCCUCAACAUACGCUACAAUAUCAGGUUGGGUGUUAGGGUACCCGACUUGCCUGGUGACCGCCCAUCUCAAUUUCUAUCUCGUAACAAUGUCGGUUCUUUCACUGCUUCUGGUGAGUUUAAACCGCUUUAUUUCGGUUGUGAGACCGUUCUGGUACCAGACUAUCACACCUUCCCAAGCUACCGUUACUGUCGUGGUAUCUUGGGUCAUGGCUCUCGUGUUCAGUCUGGUUGUCCUGUUCACGGGCGGUAUCAACGUUUGCUUCGACGCCAUGUUGAAUAUUUGCAUUCCACUCUCGGCGCAAAAAGAACUUGGUAUCAGUAUAAGCACUGUGACGUCAUUUGUUGUCGUCAUCGUCGUUUCGUACCUGCUAACCAUUGGUAUCUACGUCAGGCUGUACCUGAUAGCUAGACGCCAUCUCAGGCAAAUGAACAAUCGAGAAGCAAAUGAUAAUCCAGCGGGCCACGUCCAACUUCCACUCAACAAGGCAACUAUAACUUUUGCCAUUGUAACAGUAGCUUUCGGUGUGGCGUACAUCCCGAUGAUACUUAUUGCUGUUGAUUAUUUCAUAAAUGGGACAGGGUGUCAGCUUUUAAUUUGUGGCUUAGCACCGCUGUGUACUUUGUCAAACAGCUGGUGGAAUGUAGCCAUUUAUUCUAUCAGGAAUGCUGAAUUUAGAGAAACUAUGAAACAUGUUCUGCAGUCGGCGUUCAUUAGGCGUCCUCGACCACAACGUGUGAUCCCGGUCGUGUCAUCCUAA
This is a messenger RNA of Asterias rubens (European starfish), 1010 nucleotides long. Its product is annotated as trace amine-associated receptor 13c-like. The record is from RefSeq and is a predicted model, not a curated record. The transcript has a single exon. The coding region runs from base 9 to 1010 and encodes 333 amino acids. Gene Ontology annotation, biological process: G protein-coupled receptor signaling pathway. Lineage: Eukaryota; Metazoa; Echinodermata; Asteroidea; Forcipulatida; Asteriidae. Gene Ontology annotation, cellular component: membrane. Gene Ontology annotation, molecular function: G protein-coupled receptor activity.